GUUCUACGCGAAACGCACCAACACAACUGCAUCAACGAAUAUCCAACAGAAAAAAGGCAAAGACACGAGCAUCACUUCCACUGCAGCGCAUUCGUCAACUACACCUACGAAAAAGGGAAAAGGAGCGCGCAUCGUUGUUAUUACUGUUGCUGCAGCUUUCGUCCAACCCCUCUUUCUCUCUCUCUCUCACCCUCUCUCCCUUGUAGCUGCUGGAAGCGUGUACUUCAGCGAGGCGGAGAACGCGGCUCGACGGUUCGUGGACAUACGUGUAUAUAUAUCGCUAGUAUCCUUAACAGUACUCUUUCUUCUUUAUUGUUCCCUUGUUUACCAGAAGCAGAAGAACAAGAAAGGACACACGCACGCCGACGGGACACACGAGAGGAUGGCAAAUCGCAUGCCGAUGCAACCAGGCGAUGGCAGCAAUCCGAGUGCGACGCAGCCCUUCUACUACUCCCAGAAUGGCACCCCACCGCAGCAGAUGUACCUCAACUUCCCCAUCGCCUACCCCCAGCUGCAGGUCUUCAACGCCCAGCAGCUGCAGUAUCAAACCUUCGUAGAAAGCCAGCGCCGCGCGCAGCCAGAUAUGCGUAGUCGCGGUCAGCAGCAGCAACAGCUCCCCGGACAUCCACCACAGCCACAACAAGCAGCGCAGCAGCAGCAGCAGCAGCGAGUACCCGGCAUGUCCGACUACCCUACCGGCCACCCCGCUGGUGGCCUGGAGCAGGGCGAAGGCUUCGAUCAAAAGUCGCAGGCGGAGAAGGACGCGAUGUUGGAGUUUAUCCGAACGGAGGGCGCGGCGGGGAAGAUGUUUCAGCAGCGCGGGCCGCCGCCUCCACAGCAACAGCAGCAGCAGCAGCAACAGCGUAUGCCCUUCAUGCUUAGCUACCCCACUGGCAGCAUGGAGCGCGACGCCGGCUUCGAGUCGAAUGGGCAGGGAAGCAAAGACCCAAUGGCGGAGCUGAUGCGGGGGCGGUGGGGGCCUAACAAAACUACGCAGCAGCGUAACCCGGCGCAGCAGCAGCAGCAGCAGCAACAACAGCGUCAGCCGGGCAUGCCUGGCUUCCCCACAGGGCACUCGGGAGGGGUGGAGCAAGGCGACGGCUUCGAGCAGAAGACGCAAGCGGAGAAGGACGCGCUGCUCGACUUGCUGCGGACGCAGAGCGGACCCUCGAAGCUGAACCCGCAACAACGCGGACCACAGCAACAACGCCCUGGCGUCGCACCGAGCAUAGGCGAUACGCUACCGGUGAGCGCCGUUGGACCCCACCUGGACCCGGCCAUCGCGGCCGCCAUCCCCUCCGGCUCACCUCCCGCGGCCUCGAACAUGCAGAUGUCCGCCGGACCGGCAGCAGCAGGUGGGGGUGGUGUUGGUGCUGGCGGUAUUCGCAGCACCCCGCCCAUGAUGUCCGCUGCGAUGGCGGGUGGGGGCCCCGCCGCCGCUACUCGUGGCCGGAUUGAAGUGGACGACGAGUACGGCCUAAAGCCGCUCGUGAAGGUGCUGACGGCGGCGCCGGUGAUGUCCGCCAACCCACACGUGCCGCUGCCGGACGAGCCGACGGACCCGACCACCGGCCGCCCGAUCAGCCAGCAGGAAGCGGAUGAAAUCAACUUUUCCUUCAUCACACGCGGCUUCGAUAUCACGCAGCUGGGCCUCUCCGUCUCGCAGCAGGAGUGGCUGCACCCGACGCUGGCCACCCUGCCGCUGGACACCCACAACUAUUUCAUUCUGCCCGAGUUCAAGAUCCCGGACAGCUACAAGAAGCCGCGGCCCCGCUCGCUUUCGAUGAAGUCCUUUCAUCAGUUUAAGGAAGAGACGCUCUUCUACAUUUUCUAUAGCAUGCCGCGGGAUGUGCUGCACCUGGCCGCGGCUCGGGCCUUGUACGAGCGAGGCUGGCGCUAUAACAAGCGCGAGCAACACUGGUUUCACCCCGUGAAGAUGGACGAUGGGACACUGAUGGAGAAGGUCACGGCGGGGCCCGACCGGCAGAAGAUCUUCACCGGCGUCUACAACGUCUUCCACCCCAACGAGUGGAAGCAGGUGCGGACGGUGGACAACUACACGGUGUCGUCGAACGAUGUGGAGGAGCAGAGCGUGUUGGUGGCGGCGAUGGAGGAGGCUGCGCGGCAGCAGACGCAGCGCUCCAAGGCGAAGGCGGCGCAGGCGGCGACGGGCACGGCGAACAACGGCUCCGGCAGCCCGGCAAACGCCGCACCCGCACCAAGCGCGGAAGCGAAAAAGGGCUUAUAA
This is a messenger RNA of Leptomonas pyrrhocoris, 2248 nucleotides long. RefSeq lists its product as hypothetical. Gene Ontology annotation, biological process: nuclear-transcribed mRNA poly(A) tail shortening; regulation of DNA-templated transcription. The record is from RefSeq and is a predicted model, not a curated record. The coding region runs from base 383 to 2248 and encodes 621 amino acids. Lineage: Eukaryota; Euglenozoa; Kinetoplastea; Trypanosomatida; Trypanosomatidae. The transcript has a single exon. Gene Ontology annotation, cellular component: CCR4-NOT core complex; P-body.